Exophiala bonariae is the source of this 885-nucleotide messenger RNA. RefSeq lists its product as uncharacterized. The coding region runs from base 1 to 885 and encodes 294 amino acids. The transcript has a single exon. The record is from RefSeq and is a predicted model, not a curated record. NCBI's taxonomy places the organism in Eukaryota, Fungi, Ascomycota, Eurotiomycetes, Chaetothyriales, Herpotrichiellaceae.
AUGUCUUUCCUACGCAAGCAAUCCGAUUCCAACGGUGGGCCUUCCAUCUUCGCAACCUACCUGACUCAGUCUAUCCCAUUCCGCCGCAAGUCACGCCAAUCCAGUACUGACAGUAACUUCUCUGUCACCUCAAUCAUAUCUCAGGCAUCUACCUCGAGUUCUUCCUCGAACCCAUUUGUUCGGUCACUGACUCCGAAUCCGAUCCCUGCAUCUUCGUCCUCAUCUAUCAUCCUACCUCCCGAGGAUAAAUUCCUUCAUGGUCAUACUUCUCACAUUCACUGUGCCAAGUGCUCAACCGAUUUGUGUCUGACAUCCCAGAUCAUCAGCAAGGGAUUUACCGGUCGACAUGGCCGAGCCUUGCUCGUGCAAGGAAACCCAUCUCACAUACGAUCUCAUACUGCUGCUUUGCCAAAUACAUACCAGAAUAAGAACAUCCCUCGCAAUCUAGUCACAGGGCAGCAUAUUGUCAGUGACAUCUCAUGCGCGAUCUGUGACAGUACACUAGGCUGGAAAUACGUCGAGGCAAGUGAAGAGAGUCAGAAGUACAAGGUCGGCAAAUUUAUACUCGAGACCAAACGUGUCCGUGUCGGAGUUUCCUGGGAGAAUAAUGACAAUGACAAUUUCGGUACCUCGACCUACGACGAGGUUCUGCCGCUCUCCCCACGAGAGUUGAGGAAACUAGCUGAUACUCCACAAAAAUCCGACCAAGAAUUAGAAUUCGAUUCACAAGAUGAGGACGAAUGUGAAGAUCUCUUUGCGGGGGUCUGGAGCCCACAGCUGGCUGCCAAACGUCGCCAGAGGAAACGCGAACGCUUUGGCAGAAAGCCUGUUGGAGGAAGCAUGAGGAGUUUUGGUCCUUCCAGCAGUGUCGAUACUUUGUCUUGA